CUUGUCUUUCUUUUGUAUCAAUCUUAGGAGAAGAUGGAGUUCACAAGUAAACUUGAGCAAUACAAGGAGGGUCUCAAACGCCUUUCUGAUGAACUAGAUAAACUGAAGCAUGCUGAAGCCAGUCUGCCAGAGGGUACCUCAGUGGUUCAGCUUCUUUCCGGGACUGUCUUGGAUGAUCUUGGUGCUGCUUAUGUAUCAGCUGUGGAAAAUUUUGAGAGGACCGCAACGUCUGUCUCUAUGGAGCUUGGAGUUGGUGCUUCUUCAGCAGAAACUUCUAUUCCAGAUGCUUCUGCUGCUGUUUCUGCAGGUCAGUUGGUUUCUUCCCAAUCCACCAUAACUUCAUUUGCGGGCCCUAUUACAAGUCACCUAGCUGGUAAAGCAUCAGAAGAGAAAGAGGGACGGAUUCCUGCCCCCAAAACAAAUAUUGAAACUCGUAAAACAGGUAGGAAGUUGGUGAGGCCCCGGCUUGUUAAACCUGAUGAGCCUCAGGGUGAUGUUGAGAUGUCAGAGGUUGAUGGAUCUAACACCAUUGGGAAGCCUGCACCAUCUCAUGAAUCAGAAUCUCAGCGCAAUCUCACCUUAUUGCCUCAACCCUCUGCCCGCAAACGUCAAGCUUCAUCUGCUUCUGAAUUGAACGAGCAGCCCCUUAAUCAAGGGGAGCCCGGUUCCAAUGUUCGGGCACCUGUGCAGAAAAGACCCAAAGGUUCCAAUUCUUCACAUGAGGGUACUGAAAAUUUAGCUGCUAGCCCUUCAGAAAGUCCUGUGAUUCCAGCAGCAGUGGAGGAAGCUUUGAAUUCUAGUGGUGAUGUAACUCAAGGUUCAAACGGGGAAGGUAUUGCUGAGAAGGAAGAUGUUGAGACUAGUGCGGAGAAAGGUGAGUCACCAAAGGAGUUGGAGCAAUUAGAUGAGCUAAUUGAAUCACAGAAUGAGAAGAAUGAUGUGGGAGAAGAGAAUUUGGAUAAGGCAAGUGGAAGUGGGAUGGAGUUGGAUGGUAGUUCAAAGGAUCAGGCUGUAGAAGACAACCCACAAUCUGUAAUGGAAUUUGAGGGUGAGAAGGAAGAGGGAGAGCUGGUGCCUGAUGUUGCAGAAGGUGAGGAAGGUGGUGAUGUGUCUAACAUGAUGGCAAGUCCAGAAAUAGGGGAGGUACUAGCAGCGGAGGUUGGCACUACUCCUGUGGCUUCACCAGCUAGGAUUGAUGAAGAUGCUGGCAUAGUUGGUGCAGGGUUGGAGUUGGGCGAGAUUAAUUCUCCCGAGGUAGUAGUCAAUGAAGAGAAGAAUGAUGAAGGGGAUUUAGCUGAGGAGGCUGUUGAAAGUUCUGAUAAAUCAACUGAUGCUCAGAUUGCAGUUGAGACCGAUCCAAUUCCUGAAACUGCUUCAGUCACAGUUGAGAAUGCAGCAGCAGCAGCAAAUGUGAGCACUGAAGUUGAUACCAUGAAGCAAGUAGCUGAGGGUGAAGACGUCAAACAAGCAUCACCUGCAAGUAAUACCUCAACCGUUGUGAAUUUAGCAGAAAGAGCUAAGGAAAGGGCUAUGCUUAGACAGUCUGGAGCUACAGUGCUCUCUCCUUCAGGCAGUAGGGGUCGCGGUCGAGCAGUCCGUGUUCGAGGUGGACGUAUUUUACGCGGUGGACGAGCUGGACCUGGACGUGGGCAUACUACUGGCCCACAGGGUUAAAGCUUUUUCUGUACAAUUAUUAACACUAUACUGCAUAUGUGUUCAAAAUUGUGAUGGAAUUUUUUUUUUUUUUUUUUUUUUU
This is a messenger RNA of Jatropha curcas, 1756 nucleotides long. NCBI's taxonomy places the organism in Eukaryota, Viridiplantae, Streptophyta, Magnoliopsida, Malpighiales, Euphorbiaceae. The record is from RefSeq and is a predicted model, not a curated record.